UUCGACCUCGUGUAGUGAAUCGGGUGUAAAAUGGCUGACGUUCGAUGAAUGAAUUUAAUUGUACCCUCGAUACGUGCACGAUCGAAAGUCUUUGUAGGUAAUAUCAAAGUCCUUUUGCAGUUGAAUUGUAGCAUACGUCAAGGAAAGAUGCCUCCUAAAAAGAAAGAAGAGACGAAAACCACUCCUCUACUGGGCAGGAUUGGUACUUCUUUAAAAUGUGGUAUUGUUGGAUUGCCGAAUGUAGGGAAGUCCACGUUUUUUAAUGUGCUUACAAAAAGCGCGGCAAAUGCUGAAAAUUUCCCGUUUUGUACAAUAGAUCCAAAUGAAAGCCGUGUGCCUGUUCCUGAUGAGAGAUAUGAUUGGUUGUGUCAACAUCAUAAACCUGCAAGUAAAGUACCUGCAUUUCUUCUGGUCACAGACAUUGCUGGUCUUGUGAAAGGAGCAUCCGAAGGCAAGGGUCUGGGAAAUGCAUUUUUAUCACAUAUAUCAGCAUGCGAUGCAUUGUUUCAUGUUGUUAGAGCCUUCGACGAUGAUGACGUCAUCCAUGUCGAAGAUGAUGUGAAUCCUGUUCGAGAUUUGGAAAUAAUAUCAGAAGAAUUACGUAAAAAGGACGAGCAAUUCCUCACAACUAGAAUGGAAAGUAUGGAGAGAAAUGCGUUAAGAGGUGGUGAUAAAAAGGCCAAAGCAGAGUUUGAAAUCUUGAAAAAAAUCCGUGACUUGGUUGCUGAAGAGAAGAAAGAUGUUAGAUUUGGCGUGUGGAACGCUAAUGAAAUCGAAGUGCUUAACAAACAUCUGUUGCUUUCUUCGAAACCUGUCAUAUACCUGGUCAAUCUUUCAGAAAAGGAUUACAUUCGCAAGAAAAAUAAAUGGCUUUUAAAGAUCAAGGAGUGGGUUGAUGCUAGGGAUCCUGGUGCUUUGCUCAUUCCCUUUAGUGGAGCAUUUGAAUCCAAAUUACUAGAUAUGCCAGACGAUGAUCGCGAAGCUUUCUUAAAAGAACAAAAAACAUCCAGCGCGUUAGAGAAAAUCAUUGUCACUGGUUUCAAGACGUUGCAAUUGCAAUAUUUCUUUACUGCUGGCAAGGAUGAAGUUAAAGCCUGGACCAUACAAAAAGGAACGAAAGCACCACAAGCUGCGGGAAGGAUUCAUACGGACUUCGAGAAAGGAUUUAUAAUGGCUGAGGUGAUGAAGUUUGAUGAUUUAAAGGAAUUGGGAAAUGAAAAUGCCGUGAAGGCGGCUGGCAAAUAUCGUCAAGAAGGGAAAAACUAUGUUGUACAUGACGGUGAUGUCAUAUUCUUUAAAUUUAACGCCGGUGCUGGACUGACUGAUAAGAAAGGAAAGAAAUAGCGUCGAUGAAAGCGAUCUGUGGACGUUUUGUUGAUGGCUGAAUUUUACCACGGUACACACCUAACUUCAUCUAGACAAUAAAUAGAAUUUUAAGUUUAGGUGAUCAAUUAUGACCAUCCACUUUCAAGCGCUGAGAAUCGACUCGCGUGCGCAUUAAACUCGUCAAUUUCAUGCUA
Xenia sp. Carnegie-2017 is the source of this 1520-nucleotide messenger RNA. RefSeq names its product obg-like ATPase 1. The record is from RefSeq and is a predicted model, not a curated record. Bases 49 to 1344 code for a protein of 431 amino acids. Gene Ontology annotation, cellular component: cytoplasm. NCBI's taxonomy places the organism in Eukaryota, Metazoa, Cnidaria, Anthozoa, Malacalcyonacea, Xeniidae. The transcript has 16 exons. Gene Ontology annotation, molecular function: ATP hydrolysis activity; GTP binding; ATP binding.